AUGUGUAGUAAAAGUAAAGAAGAGGCCCAAAGAAGCUACUAUUUUAUUUUGGGACAUCUUUGGGACUUCUUUGGAAAAAUAUGGCAUGGUUAUGAAUUACAUGGAGUAGAAAAUCUACCAGAUGGACCAGGCCUGAUUAUUUAUUAUCAUGCUCCAUUUCCUAUAGAUUAUAUAUUUUUUCUAGCAAAGAUCUUUUUCCUGAAAAAGAGAUUGUGUUGCUAUACAGUGGUUGAUCAAUUUGUCUUUAAGUUGCCAGGCUUAAAAAUGCUUGGCAGUAAAUUGAAAAUGAUAACUGGCUCUAAGGAAGAAUGUCUUCAUGCCCUGAAGAAUGGCAAUUGGCUGGCUAUUUCACCAGGAGGAACACGAGAAGCCAUCUUUAGUGAUAAAACCUAUAAGAUGUUAUGGGGUAAACGCAAAGGUUUUGCAAAAGUUGCUUUAGAAGCAAGAGUGCCCAUAAUUCCAAUGUUUACAGAGAACACUCGUGAAGGUUAUAAGAUAUUUGGACAAAUAAAACACUUAUACGAAUAUGUUCGAUGGCCACUAAUUAUUUUGUAUGGAGGUUUUCCGGUGAAAUGGCGUACACAUAUUGGAAAACCUAUACCAUAUGAUCCAAACAUAACUGUGGACGAGCUGGUGAAAAAGGUACAAAAUAGUUUACAGACUUUAAUAGAAAAAAACCAAAAACUACCAGGAAGUAUAAGAAGCGGUCUGUGGGCACGGUUUCAUAACAAGAAAAAUGAAUAA
This is a messenger RNA of Pseudonaja textilis, 744 nucleotides long. The record is from RefSeq and is a predicted model, not a curated record. NCBI's taxonomy places the organism in Eukaryota, Metazoa, Chordata, Lepidosauria, Squamata, Elapidae.